UGGCGACACCUUACAUUACAUGGCUGUCGAAUGAAAAAAAAAAAAGUUUUCAUCCAGCCAUCCAAACUCUCAGGAUGAAUGGAACAAGUUACGCCAACUUUGACAACCAGGAGCACGUUUUGAAAUUGGGCGAGACCUUCGAGAAGCACCCCAAGAGUGCCUACCACACCGUGCGAUAUGAUUUCAAACCAGCUUCGAUUGACACAGCCUGUGAAGGGGAUCUGGAAGUGGGCAAAGGAGAGCAAGUCACCAUCACUUUACCCAAUUUAGAGGGCUCAAGCGCCCCAGUGACAGUUUUCAAGGGGUCCAAGCGCUCAUACAUGAAGGAGUGCAUCCUCAUUGUCAACCACGAUACUGGAGAGUACCGACUCGAGAAGCUCAGCAGCAACAUUGCGGUCAAGAAGACAAGGGCCGAGGGCAGCAGUAAGAUUCAUUCGCGCAUGGAGCAGCAGACCAGUCGUCUGGGCCAGCAGAUGAAGAGCAGCGGUAACAGUGGUAGCAGUGGAAGUGGAAGCGGAAGCAAGAGCUCAACGGGAUCCAAAAGUUCUCCGCCCAAAGAGAAGACGUCGCCCGCGUCGCCGAUGGACGACAUUGAGAAAGAGCUGAUGGCAGAGGCGCGCGUCAUGGACCAGAUGAGCAGCGCCAGCUCCUCCAACAGCUCCUCGUCCUCCAGCAGCAACGACAGUUCCAGCAGCAGCGACUCGGAGGACGAGCGCGGCGGUGGCACUGGCUCCGCCGCGCCCCCUAAUGCGCCGUUGGCCCAGAACAGCCACAACAUGCCCGUCCUCACCACCAACAGCCGCCUGCAGGAGGGAGGAGGAGGAGGAGCAGUAGGAGGAGAAGGAGGCCUCAUGAACACACUCAAAAAUGACCUCCAGUUAAGCGAAUCGGGCAGUGAAAGCGACUGACCAGUCACCAGCCAGGACGUCUGCUCACGUCCAUUUUGGUUCUUUCUUGAUUAGUUCUUUUUGUUUUGAGAUGUGUUCAAGAAUCCUGGGAAACGCCAGCGGUUUUAUUUACAUGUCCACCAAUCAAGUCUUAAAGCGCCCACAGCGGUGCUGCACAUUUCAGCUCGGCAUCAUGGGUAAUUUACAAUGUGCCUUACAUGGUUGCAUCUCUUAUAUAAACUUCUUGAUUUUUUUUUUUAUUAUUUUUUUUUAUUUCAAAACGCUGCCUCCACUUGUUCGUUCGUUCACUCAUAUCAUGUUGUUCCCAUGCUGACCGAACUUUACUAUUCGCUCUGUUAGCGUUCUGACUAAAUCAUGCUAGGUUUUAGCAACGUAGCUCAGGGUUUGCCAAAAUUAUGUUCAUGCCCAUGACCUGAACUUACAAACUCUAUCACUAAAAUAUACAUAGUGCCAUAAUGAUGGGAUAAACUAACAAUAAGUAACACAAAAUAUAUGAAUCAUGAUGAACAUUAGUCAAAAGCUUAGUUGCAGUUAAUUAGUAAAAUCAGCCUGCGGCUACAAAUGGAAUCACAAUCCGUUUUGAUUCCCGUUUGGAGUGACCGGGAUGUAGCUUGUUGCUACCAUUUGCUAGUGUAUCCUCCAUUGUGUAUUGCUAGCGUUGCUACCGCUUCUAGUUGUCAGUGUUGCUGCUUGACUCUUUGGCUAGUUGCUAACGUUGGUCUCAUGUCUAGUUGACAGUAUAGCUAGUUACCUCUGUGACUUGUUGAUAAAUAGCCAGCUGCUAGCACAUCUAGUUGCCAUUGUCGCUACUUGCUGUUGGGACUACUUGGUAACUUGUCGCGUAUCCAGUUGACAGUGUAGUUAGUGUCCUCCAUUGUGUUGUUAAAGUUGCUAUCUUAUCUAGUUGACAGUGUAGCUAGUUGCUAACUAUGCUAGCAGCUGACAGUGUAGCUAGUUGCUAACCAUGCUAGCAGCUGACAAUGUAGCGAGAUGCCACUGUGGCUAGGUGCCAACUGUGUUAGGUUCCGUUACAUGGCAAUUAUUAUUAUUAUUUUUUUUGUCUUGACCAGGUCAGUGAUGCCUUGUAGCUUUAAACCUGCCAUACUUGAAUCCAAAUCAUUAAUUUAUUUCUCCAAGCAGUGAAUGGCCUGAUAAUAAGAAUUAUAAUAAAGUAGGAGGAAAAAGUAUGUGAAUCCUUUGGAAUGUCUUAAAUUUCUGAGCUUAAUCUAAAUCACAAGACUCACCACUACACACGACAGUACAGGGAUAAUGGUUGCCAGUUGGGGACCUGGUAACCAUCGUAAUAGGGUGAGUGGUGGGUCUUCACAUUUCUCUUGGCUUAACUCCCUCCCUUUGGGACUGGUCGGUGCGCUUUGAUUGGACUGGUUGGUUUGUUGUUGCAUGUCCUCACCGGGUGUCCUGCCCCAUCCACAAAAAGGAACACGAUUUGACUGUUGUAACGUUACUUGUGGUCAAAUAUCUAGACCAGGGGUGUCCAAACUUUUUGCAAAGAGGGCCAGAUUUGGUCAGAUGAAAAUGUUUGGGGGCCGACCAUUAAGCCUGACAUUCCUCGAAUCAUUACCAUUGUAAAUUAACAUGUAAAUAUGUAACUAUAUCACUUUGCUGUCUGCAGCUAGGUCGAUAUUGCAAAUGAGAAUCUGUUUUCAAUUGGAUUACCAGGACAGUUAAAGGUUAAAAUAAUAAUAAAUUAAAUACAAACGAACCAGUUUAUGAAAGUUGAAACAUGUAUUUAUUGAUUUUGUUUUAACAAAUCACAUCCCAGCGCAUUUUGACAAAGAAUAGUAUAGUGACUGUACUAUUCUGUCAUCUGAUUUGACUAUAGUAUAGUCAAAUCAGAUGACAAAAAUUUGACAAAACUGUCGUUUGAUCAUCACAAAAAAUCAAUUCACUGAGACUCGUAGCUCGCCUUUGUAGAAUUUUCAUUUGAGUCACGGGCUC
Messenger RNA from Phyllopteryx taeniolatus (common seadragon), 2867 nucleotides. It is a transcript of the gene eaf2, whose product is annotated as ELL associated factor 2. Gene Ontology annotation, biological process: positive regulation of DNA-templated transcription; regulation of transcription elongation by RNA polymerase II. The record is from RefSeq and is a predicted model, not a curated record. Bases 75 to 908 code for a protein of 277 amino acids. Gene Ontology annotation, cellular component: super elongation complex. The transcript has 6 exons. NCBI's taxonomy places the organism in Eukaryota, Metazoa, Chordata, Actinopteri, Syngnathiformes, Syngnathidae. Gene Ontology annotation, molecular function: transcription elongation factor activity.